AUGAAGCAGCGAUUGCGAUCCAAAGUUUGGUGGCCUAAAAUGGACCAAGGCUUUGAACAGUGGAACAAAGCUUGUUAUGGAUGCCAGCUAGUAUCACAACCUGAAAAAGUGGUACCUAUUCACAGAACAGAACUACCAUCUCGACCAUGGGAACAUUUAGCAGCUGAUUUCCUAGGACCGUUACCAUCGGAAGAUUGUUUUACUAUCGUCGAUUAUUAUUCACGAUGGAUUGAUCUGGCUGUCAUGAGAUCUACAACGGCGGAGAAAAUGGUCGAAGGGAAGACCACCCCAUUGUGGCCACAGGCCAGUGGAGAAAUUGAACGUCAGAACAGAUCAAUAUUGAAGAGACUUAAGAUCGCACAAGCAGAAAAUAAAGACUGGAAAUCUGAACUUCAGACUUAUUUGCUGAUGUAUCGCUCAUCACCACAUACUACAACAGGAGUGAGUCCGGCCGAGUUGUUGUUCCGUCGAGUUAUUCGUACAAAACUACCAGAUAUCCACACAUAUCGUCAGACAGAUUACCGAGAUGGAGAUAGAGAUGCGGAGAAGAAGGCAAAAGGGAAGAUAUAUUCUGAAUCUAAAAGAGGAGCUACACUUAAUGACAUUAAACCUGGAGACCUUGCUUUGAUGAAUAAGAACAAGGAAAACAAGUUAUCUGCGACAUAUCAUAGUAAUCCAUUCAAAGUUGUCGAGAAAAAAUGGAAAUAUUGUUGUGUUAAAAUCCAUGGAGGGAGUUCAUUACAAAAGAAACGCAUCGAAUUUGAAAAAGUUUGUGAAUUCCAAGGAAUCUGUGAAAGUGUCAAGUGA
Messenger RNA from Saccostrea cuccullata (small rock oyster), 807 nucleotides. RefSeq lists its product as uncharacterized. Bases 1 to 807 code for a protein of 268 amino acids. NCBI's taxonomy places the organism in Eukaryota, Metazoa, Mollusca, Bivalvia, Ostreida, Ostreidae. The transcript is spliced from 2 exons. Gene Ontology annotation, molecular function: nucleic acid binding. The record is from RefSeq and is a predicted model, not a curated record. Gene Ontology annotation, biological process: DNA integration.